Exophiala viscosa is the source of this 2052-nucleotide messenger RNA. RefSeq lists its product as uncharacterized. The transcript has a single exon. The record is from RefSeq and is a predicted model, not a curated record. Bases 131 to 1999 code for a protein of 622 amino acids. Lineage: Eukaryota; Fungi; Ascomycota; Eurotiomycetes; Chaetothyriales; Herpotrichiellaceae.
UAUUGCCUACUCUGGCAGGCCCAGGUCAUGAACUAUUUAUUCAAUUGCUUUCCAGCCUCUGAGUUCUUUUCAUUCUUUUGUUCCAGCCAUUAUCACACGUUGACGAAUUGCUCAGUCCUUGAACCACAUCAUGGGUAAAGAUCAAGAUUUUGCAAUUGACAGCGACAUACCAGAAGCAAUCAGUAUCGCCCGCAGGCCGUCAAGAUGGACAAGGCUCACUCGACUAAUCAAUGAUUUGUGGAUUCUUGAGAUUGUGUCCCUCGCUUUCUCGGCCGUUUCACUCGGUGCUGUGGUUGUUGUUCUCCAUAGAUAUGACGGAAAGCCUUUGCGAACAUGGCCUUACACGCUCCAGAUUACCACUGUCAUCUCCUUCUUAGGAACAAUCUGCACAUCAACACUGGUCAUGUCAAUCACAGCUGCUCUGUCUCAGUGCAAAUGGAACCUCUACACCAGAAACGAACAUCCUGUCAAGCUUGCCGAUUUUCAAUCUCUGGAUGCCGCCUCACGGGGACCUCUAGGCGCUCUUAGGCUCAUCAUGUCCUACCGUUGUCCAGAUCUAGCUUUGAUGACUGCAGCUGUGAUUAUUGCCGGGUUCGCGUUGGAACCCUUUGUUCAGCAAGCCGUUGAUUUUCCAUCUCGAUUCACCCGCACGAAUGUUACGGCCACGAUCCCCGUUACGACCAGUUAUGACGAUUACGCAUCUGGGGAAGACUCGAUGGUCAAAACCGUGGAUCUGCCCAUGAAAGCAGCAAUCUAUGAUGGCCUCUUCUACACCAAUGUUUCAGCAGGUGCAGACUCGAUUGCGGCACAAUGCCCAACGACCAAUUGCACGUUCCUACCUUACGCUACUCUUUCAAUGUGCUCCAAGUGUGUCAACAUAACAAAUCUCAUACAGCAAAACUGUAGCAGCUACGAGUAUGAUUGCACCUAUCAUCUCCCCAACGGGCUCUCGGCAAACGACGACGAGGACCCAGCAACGUACACCAAUACCACCUCCGAGCUUGCCACCUCCGAGCUUGCCAACGUAUCGCAAUUCAGCGUUCCUUUCUCCGGGAUGGGCCGUCAAUCGAUUGUCCCGGCGACCUUCACGGCAUUUGAAUGUAUACUCUACCCUUGUGUGAACAUCUUGACUGCCAAUGUGGCUUCCGGCACACUUGUUGAAACAAUUUCGGCCUCUUUGUUACCCGAUUAUCAGAAUAGCAGCGAGAUCAACUUAGAUGACACGGACAUAGUCUUCACCCUUCCUAAUGACACACUUUCCCGGUUACAAGCUGGUAACCCCAGACAGUUCUCAGUGGCUGCAGAGUCCUGGGUCGCCUUGAAGGAUUACUUAUCUUCGAUUUUGACCGGCUCAACGAGUGGAGAUAUGGGUCCUCUUAAUUUCUACCCAACCGGAGAUUAUCAGGAUGCAGCGACGGCUCUGUACACAAACUAUGCUUUGAAUUUGGGUCAGGGGAUCACCAAUCUGGCGGUCAGCAUUGGGAAUCAGUUUCGGCUGUAUUCCCCACAGCAGUUCGCAACGGGAACGGCCUCACUCAUGGAGACAUACGUGAGAGUGAGAUGGGCGUGGUUGCUGCUGCCAGCUGUCUUGGAGGGAGCCACUUGGAUUAUUUUCCUGGCAGUAUGCGUCGUCACACGGAAGCGAAAGGUGCCUGCUUGGAAGGACAGUGCUCUUGCCGUCAUGGCCUGGGGUGUGGACAAGACAGACCUUCGGAGACAGGCUGAUGGUCUUGGGCUGGAUGAACUAGAGGAGAGCGAUGAGUUGGACAAGAUUGCGGACCACGUCUUUGCCAGGAUGGUGAAGGAUGACAAGGGAAAAUGGAUCGGUCUGAAGAUCGCGGAUAGGACGGGGACAUAUCCGCAUGCCAGAGGAAUGACGAGGUCAAGGAGUAUCAGACCGGAACUUGGACACCGUCUCAGUUCGCUUGGCCGAGAGAGCGAGUUUUAUCUACUACAGGACCAGGGUGGUAUUCGGAUCAAGGAUGGAAGAGGGCAAUAACGAGGGCAAUGCAGAUAUAUUUUAUCAAAGCCCACGGCAGGAGCAUUCGUCAC